Messenger RNA from Puntigrus tetrazona (Sumatra barb), 2354 nucleotides. It is a transcript of the gene st8sia6, whose product is annotated as ST8 alpha-N-acetyl-neuraminide alpha-2,8-sialyltransferase 6. NCBI's taxonomy places the organism in Eukaryota, Metazoa, Chordata, Actinopteri, Cypriniformes, Cyprinidae. Gene Ontology annotation, molecular function: alpha-N-acetylneuraminate alpha-2,8-sialyltransferase activity. The record is from RefSeq and is a predicted model, not a curated record. Gene Ontology annotation, biological process: oligosaccharide metabolic process; N-glycan processing.
UAGUGUCCAGGGGGAGUGAGAGGGGGAGGGGUGGAGAAUGCAGAAGAAGCAACAGCUUGAGAUUUCUAGGGAACCGAACAGAAGAAAAAUCUGAGCAGUUCCUACAAAACAAGGAAGUACAGAGGGAAGGAUGAGGUGGAGAAGCAUAGAAAAAUACCAAAAAAAUAACAAAGGAACAUAGCAGCCAAGAAAGCAGCGGAUGUAUUCUUUUGUGAGACAAGAAGGCAUGAGAAGAAAGUGGGCUGAUAGAGUAAGAGAAGAGCAAAGCAGCAGAGAAGUCCUGAAAAGCCAGUAGAGAAAAGAGAAGGGGAAAAGAGAGCAAGUGGCAGUUAAAUCAAGAGGAGGGAGGGAGGGUGAGGAGAUUAACAGUCUGAGAGAAAAAGAGAGAGAGAGAGAGAGAGAGUAAAGAAAAGGGUGCAGUCGUCAAGAAACAGACUCUAAAAAAAAGAGAGGACGGCAGAGCACAAGAGUGAGUCGUUGGCAGCGGGACCAUCCGCAUUUAAAUGAGAGUUGACGAGAGCACAUGCAUGUCAGCGGCUAUGUGUGCGCUGAAGCUCGUGUGUGAGAGUGGAUGCGCGUUAUGAGGACUCUUAUGCUCUGGCUCCUUCCUAUCAUCCUUCUGUGUUCCUUCUGCAGUGUGGCCUUCUGGAUAUUCCUCUCUAACAAUAAUGUAAUCCCUCACCCUUCCUCCAAGAUUCCUCAAAAAAGUUCAGAAACACAAUCUUGCAAAGGAUGCAAAGACAGUGUAUUAAUUUCCAAGGCACUGGAGAACUACUCACACAAAUGGAAAAAACACGAGGCAAACCUAAAAAGAUUCAGGUCAUUACUGAGUAGCAAAUGCCACGCUGUGUCAAAGGCUGUGGUCACACAGAGUAACACCCCACUGGGGUCAAAUGUUAUCUAUGAUGGAGAGCGGAGAAAGCCGCUGCAGGUGACACAAGCCCUGUACAACAUCUUAGCUAAGGAGCAGCUUGGAAAUGCGACAUGGGAGUCAUGUGCCGUGGUGGGGAACGGAGGUAUUUUGGCCAACAGCAGCUGUGGAGAAGAAAUUAAUUCAGCCCAGUUUGUCAUUAGAUGCAACCUUCCACCAUUGGAUAACAGAUAUGAGAAAGAUGUGGGCAACAAAACCAACCUGGUGACUGCAAAUCCCAGCAUCCUCCAUGAGAAGUACAGUGGACUGAUGGAGCGUCGUCGUCCAUUUGUGGAAAGCCUUUAUCCUUAUGGACAAGCCUUAUUGCUGUUGCCAGCCUUCUCUUACGGCCACAACACACCCGUAUCCCUGCGUGCCUUUUACACACUGGAGGACUUCAGCAGCAACAGCCCGCUGCCCAUUUUCCUGAAUCCGGAAUACUUGAGGAGGUUGUCGAGGUUUUGGCGUGAGAGAGGCCUUAACUCGGUUCGUCCCAGCACAGGACUCAUCAUGGCCAGCUUAGCACUAGAAAUCUGUUCAAACGUCCAUUUGUAUGGUUUUUGGCCCUUCAAUAAGCAUCCAAAUGACAGUCGGCCGAUCACCAACCAUUACUACGACAAUCGGGAGAGCAAGAAGAACGUGCAUUCUAUGCCGACCGAAUUCGAACAUUUAUUAAAACUUCACAAGCAAGGUGUGAUUCGCAUACACCUGGGCGAGUGUCAUCGCACGCGUAGUUAAAGACCUUGUCUGGAGUUUACUGCACACCACUAAAAAAAUACCUCACAGUUCGAUUAAAGACUACGGCAGGUGUCUGGAAAAACAGCUGUGAAUGCGCACUGAAAUUGUAUUGCCUGUAAGCAGUAAGCCAUGACCAUGCACAAAACAUAUCAUGUUUUUUUAGUUACUUUGACAUAAUCUUGCACACAGAAAGAACUGAAAACGAAUGUAAUUAUUUUAGCCUUAGUAUACUGUGAAAGAAUUUAAUUAGGAGAAUGACUCUUGGAGCAGCAGCCCUAAACUCUGCCUGAGCAGACUUGCCUUAGUCAGCUUUUAACAUGCUCGCUGUUGUUGGUCCUCCGGCUCUGUUGCAUUCAUCACAAGUGCCAGUCUGUCCUUUAGCAGCUUAUUAGCAGUGAAUGUGAAUUUGAUCUCAGGUGUGCAGAAAUAGCUGUGAUAGCAACAUUGGAUUAUAAUUCUAGACCUUGAAUCUAGGGCUCAGAUCCGAGUUUGGAGAUCAUAGAAAUGUCUGGAUCAUUGGAAAUACGACACUACAUGUACACUGAGAAACAAUAAGAAACAUGGGAUGUGGGUUAACGUAACUGACAUGUGUAAAAGCUGACAAUAGAGGUGAAUUUCUAAUGUGCCAAUUUUGAAUGCCUUGUCUGAGCAUGAUAUGACUCCUGCAACACUCACUGUAAAGGAAAUAAAAUUUCCUUUGAAUUAA